AUGUUAUCCCGCGUGGCUUGUCAAAAAAAUGCUUUCCUUCACUUCCGGAGGGUGCAGGCCUCCCGAGCAUCAUUCCAUUUGCCGACAACGCGUUUUCACUCAUAUUCGAAUAAUCGGAACUCACUUUUGAAUCUGUCGUGCAAGUCGAUUCACGAUCGCCCGCGCAAUCCGUCUCCGCAAUCAGAGCGUCAUCUCGCUACAGCCGCCGACCAAUCUAGCAUCGACGGGCACUCGCCGGAGACUUACGAUCACUUCAUGCACAUGCCUUUUGAGAGCUUCGAUACAUCAUCCCUGAUCAUCCUCGACUCGACACCGCAAUCGCAAUCGAAAGUCUUCCGUAGGAGGCAAGGUAUCGGCGGUGAUGAAAUGGAGAUGAAGGCUAACCUUCAACUCUCAUUAAAGGUUGGGGAAUUUGAACGAGCCGCUGGGUUGAUUACUCGCCUUGGCCAUUAUCACCCGCCUGGCUCGGAUGAGUAUCUCCUUAUCCAUAACCGUUUCAUGAAGCAUAUGGUGGCGUAUAUGAUCCUCAACCGACAGCAAGACAUGAUUCUGUCGUUGCAGAAAUGGUUUGAAGUCGAUAUGCCGGCCGGUGGCGUCACACCGGAUGCGACCAGUUUUGCGAUUAUGAUUCGAAUGGCGCUGCGUAUGCUUCAUGGAUCUAAGCGCGACAGAACUGUACGCCGAUACUGGGAACUUGCCCAGAACGCGGGUUUGGAGGAAGAGCUUGUCGGCAUUGAGGUUCUCGAGGACUCAGAUGUUGGUGAGCUGUCGAAGAUUUGCUCCUCUGACAUGUUAGACUUGGUCUCGAAAUAUAUGGAACUCUCCGAAACUACUGAAGCGCCUUCCGCCAUCGUCGAUGAUACCCCUCAAAUCCAAGCCGCCGACCAAAAGGGAUUGGGGCUGGCAUCUUUGAAACGAUCCCUGUCACUCUUCUCCGGCAAUUCUGACGUACGUCUGCCCGAAAAUUUCAAAGGCACCGAAGAAGAAGCAAAGCAAUUGCUUUCAGAUAUGAGGCAAAUACGGCUUGAAACUGAUAGUCUCGACUCGGCCCUCUGGCGUUGGCGCUCAGAUAAUGCAGAGAGACAAAAAUCCGGGUUCAACGUCGCUUCCGAUGAGAAAAAGCUCAGCAGAGUCAUGAGUGAAUGGCACUCGGAACUUGUGGCAAGAAUCAAGAAGGAGUUAGACCUCGUGAAAGAGUCAUCUGCGAACCGUAUCACAAAUCAAGAAGAAAAAGAGCGCUGUGAAUAUGGUGUGUUUUUGCAGGCCCUCGAUCCCGACCGGUUAGCCGCACUCACUCUCUUGACUGUGAUGUCUACUUUCAGUCGCCAGGGGAUGGACAAGGGAACCAAACUUUCUGCCCUCGCUUCAAUAAUUGGAAAAGAAUUACAGGAUGAACUCAUUGCCGACACCUAUUUACAAAAGCACAAGUCUAUGGAUCCGGGUCGUCUCAAGGCACUGAAGCAGACUCUCGCAAACCGCAAAGACAAGCAAGGCCGACACCGAUGGCGAACGCUCGUUGAAAAGCUCAAUGCAGAAAAUGAAUCUGUAAUCUGGGGCUCCCGCUCACAGGUCAAAAUCGGUGCUGUUUUGAUGGGCAUGUUAAUCGAAGUUGGGAAAGUCCCUGUUUGGACUGAGGAUCCUGUCAACAAGAAAAGGGUUCUCAACAUGCAACCGGCCUUCAACCAUUCUUAUCAAAUUCACUACGGGAAACGAUCCGGUCAUAUCCACAUGAACACUAAACUUGUGGAACUUGUUGGCAGAGAGCCACCCGCUGACCUCCUAGCCCGUCACCUCCCCAUGGUCUGCAAACCUAGACCAUGGACAGGGCCAAGAAUUGGCGGGUACAAGAUAUACGAGUCUAACCUAGUGCGCACUACUCCCGGUGAAUCACUACAACCGGCCUACCUCAAAGCUGUCUUGAAAGAUGAUGGGCUGAAAGAAAUCCGAUCAGGCCUUCAUGUUCUCGGUACCACUGGGUGGAAAAUCAAUCAGCAGGUUUUUGACGUGAUGGUCGAAGCUUGGAAUAACGGGGAGGCAGUGGGAAACCUCGCCCCCUUGAAUCCAGACCUGCAGAUUCCAGAACAACCAAGUCCAGACGCCGACUAUGCAACCCAAAAAGACUGGCGCUUAAAGGUGCGUGAAGUCGAAAAUAUUCGCUCUGGAUUGCAUUCUGUUCGAUGCUUCCAGAACUUUCAGCUUGAGGUAGCCCGAGCCUUCCGGAAAGAGGUCUUCUAUCUGCCCCACAACAUGGAUUUCCGCGGGAGAGCUUACCCACUUCCUCCUUACCUGAAUCAAAUGGGGGCUGACAAUUCAAGAGGAUUACUUCUUUUCGAUAAUGGCAAGGUGCUUGGGACAUCUGGCAUGCGCUGGUUAAAAAUUCAGAUCGCAAACUUAUUUGGAUUUGACAAAGCAAGCAUGUCUGAACGGGAGCAAUUCACAAUGGACAACUUGGAUGAUGUUCUUGAUUCUGCCAACAUGGGACUCCACGGACGACGGUGGUGGCUCAAGGCUGAGGAUCCAUGGCAGCUUUUAGCAGCGUGUUGCGAACUCCGCAACGCCUUGCAACUCUCUGACCCCACGGAAUAUGUCUCUCAUCUUCCGGUUCACCAAGAUGGCUCCUGCAAUGGACUUCAGCACUAUGCUGCUCUGGGCGGUGACCGUGUCGGCGCCCAGCAGGUCAAUCUUGAACCGUCUGAUCGCCCUUCAGACGUCUAUACCGGCGUGUGCGAAUUUGUCAAAGAAGCCAUCGCAAAGGACGCAGCAAAUGGCGAUCCUUUGGCUCAGCGUCUCGAUGGCAGAGUCACGAGAAAGAUUGUAAAACAGACGGUCAUGACGAAUGUCUACGGUGUGACCUUCUUGGGGGCGACGAGGCAGGUCAAAAGGCAGCUUGUUGACUAUCUCCCUGAUCUUAACAACACAGACAGGAAUAUCGCGUCUUUCUAUAUCGCAUUAAAGAUUUUUGGCGCUCUCGGAUCCAUGUUCAACGGAGCCCAUGAGAUCCAAUAUUGGCUUGGCGAUUGUGCCCAACGCAUUACACAGUCUGUGACGCCGGAGCAAAUUGAGGAGCUCACGCAAGCAGCAUUAGUACCCAAAGAGGAACGCAACGAGGGGUCUUCGACAUCCUCUGAUCCAGAGAAAUCCUUCACGUCGACUGUGAUUUGGACGACCCCACUAGGUCUCCCGGUGGUCCAGCCAUAUCGCACUCGCAAGAUCCGGCGUGUUAGGACUAGUUUACAAGACAUCAGUCUUGUUGAACCUGGCUCAGAUGAGGUUGUUUCAAAGCGCAAGCAGCUUCAGGCCUUCCCGCCGAACUUCAUUCACUCUCUUGAUGCUACACACAUGAUCCUGUCCGCCAAUGCAUGCCAUGAAGCAGGUCUUACUUUUUCCGCAGUCCAUGAUUCCUUCUGGACUCAUGCUGCUGAUAUCGACCAGAUGAACCUCAUCCUUCGUGAUGCCUUCGUUCGCAUGCAUUCCGAUGAUGUUGUGGGGCGUCUCGGCGCCGAAUUCAAAGUGCGAUAUAGCAAGAAUAUAUUCCUGGCUAGAAUCUCACGAGCAACUCCUCUCGGUAAGGCGGUCUUCUCAUACCGUCAAACUACCAGGAUUUCCAAACUCCAAGAGUUGAUCAACGAAAACCGGCGACAAAUUCUUCUCAACUCGGAAGAUCCGGAGGAUCAGGCCGAGGGUCGUGCUAUGGUAACACCCUGCAGCAUCUUUGAAAAAUUAGGCGGUAAAGAUGAUGACCUAACUGCCUUUAAAACAAUGGGUUCGACCUCAAUUGGGCACAUCCCAGAAACUCUUCCUGAUCCAGAGCGGGUACCAAUGGGAUUUUCAAUCGACACUACCGAUCCGGCCAUUGAGAGCCUGGUCGGCGACCUCGGGAUGUUUGACUCGAAGCAGAUCUCCCAGAGCGCGAUGACCGCCGAAGUAACGGAUGAGGUCCAUGGUGAAACCUCCGAUCAGAAUGAGAAUACCGAGCAGCCCCAGAGCUCUCCGACGUCGAAGCGCUCCUUAACCACUUGGUUAUGGAUGCCUCUGACCUUCCGUCCAGUCCCUAAAAAGGGUGACUGGGACCUGACUCGAAUUCGCGAGAGUGAAUACUUCUUCUCGUGA
Messenger RNA from Penicillium vulpinum, 4110 nucleotides. Its product is annotated as DNA-directed RNA polymerase. NCBI's taxonomy places the organism in Eukaryota, Fungi, Ascomycota, Eurotiomycetes, Eurotiales, Aspergillaceae. Gene Ontology annotation, biological process: mitochondrial transcription. The transcript is spliced from 2 exons. Gene Ontology annotation, molecular function: mitochondrial promoter sequence-specific DNA binding; DNA-directed RNA polymerase activity. Bases 1 to 4110 code for a protein of 1369 amino acids. The record is from RefSeq and is a predicted model, not a curated record. Gene Ontology annotation, cellular component: mitochondrial DNA-directed RNA polymerase complex.